UAGUGACGCGCGGUCGGCGGCUGCGCGCUCGGCGGCUACCGUACAAAACUUUACACCAUUCGUAUCACUUCCCUCCCGGAGCACCAUGAGGGUCGGAGUGGCCCUCCUCGCGGGCCUGGCCAUCAUCUCCGCCGCCCUCACGCACCAGGCAACAGCUUUAGAAGACCUUUACUGGGAAGGGGAGGAGGACUCGUCCAACGAGUUCCUCGAAGUCAAAGAUGAGGAGCUGGGCAUCACAGGACACCUGACAAGGCUGAAGAGAGGAUUUGGAGAUUUGUUCGAUUUCUUUGGCUCUUCAUCGUCGUCAUCAACGACGACACCUUCGCCGGAGACCACCACCAUCCCGGCUGAGUCACUCAUCAACGAAUAUGACUCAGGCAAGGAUGAUGAUCUGGACACCGACGGCGGAUCAGGGGCACCAUCUAUGGGAGAAACAGAAACAGAACUCAGAGAAAAAACGCUCCGUGUGACGUUCGUGGUGAACCAUCCUUACCAGGCGCAGUACUCCAACCGGGACUCACAACAGUUCAAGAGUUUCUCCAUGUCCCUCGCUGAAGCCGUCAACCAACUCUUCGACACCCUGCCGGGCACUCAACGAGCCAGUCUCGUCAGGAUACAGUCUCGUAUUUCGGAUGAGUUUACGUGCAAAGUGACAUUGGACAUCGUGACGACUGGCUACGAGGACACUGACCGCAUUACGGGCAUCCUGCGCGACCACAUCAGGAACCGUCGAAUGCUGGGCACCGUUGCCGUCAGUGAUAACGAUUUCAGCGCCAAUGUUAUCGACCCAGCCGGUUGGGUUGUAGGCUCGUCAUUCGACGUGUGCGCCGCUGAUGAGUUCCGUUGCGACGAUGGGCGUUGCGUCGCCGGAUCUGCUCGCUGCAACAAGGUCAACGAAUGCAGCGACGGCUCCGACGAAGCCGGAUGUCCUUUUGAUGAUUGGGGCGUGGGUGGCGACGACGACCAAGCUACUGAAUCAGAUUUGAUCGAAACAGCUUUACCUGAAGAACCACUACCGACUAGUUGGUUACCAUGGGAUGGUGAUAGGGGUGACAGUAACGCAUUUGAUGAGGUGACUACCACCAGAGAUUAUAGCACCACGCCGGUCCCGAUAUCAAUAACUUGCCAGAAUGACGAACUGCGUUGUGACGAGACGCGUUGUGUGCCGCUGACUGCGCGUUGUAACGGCUACGUCGACUGUGACGAUGGUGCUGAUGAAUUCAACUGCGAAGAAACGUGUGGCGUGGACGACUUCCGCUGCAACAACGGGAAAUGUAUCGAAGGCAGCCGCCGGUGCGACCACAUCGUCGACUGCCCCGGCACGGGCAACGAGGAUGAACUCAACUGCAAGUGCAGGCCAGACGAAUUCCAGUGCGUCAGUGACGGAUCUUGCAUCGAGGCCAGGAAGCGUUGUGAUGGACAAAGCCACUGCCGCGACAGCUCCGAUGAGGACGACUGUGGUGCCAGGUACUUUAGAUGCAGGACUGGAAAGUUAAUCCCAGCAUCUCUAAGAUGCAAUCGCGGUUACGAUUGUCCACCAGGAGACUAUUCCGACGAACAGAAUUGUCCAUGUGGUGAUGGCGACUUCCGCUGCGACAAUGGCCACUGCAUCCCCGCCUCCAAACAUUGUGACAGAACGCAUGACUGUCAAGACCGAUCCGAUGAAAGAGAUUGCAUUUAUGGCACCAUUUGCAUGGCUUACGAGUAUAAGUGCACGAGUGGAGAGUGCGUGCGCGCAGAGGCGGCGUGCAACGGCAGCGCGGAAUGCGCCGACGGCUCUGACGAACGAAACUGCCCCUGCAGAAGGGACCAAUUCGAAUGCCGCGACGGCACCUGUAUUAACCUAGCCCUCCGCUGUAACGGUCAAAGAGACUGCAGGCCUAACGGGGAAGACGAAGUCGACUGCCGCAGCGUACAGUGUCCCGCGGAUAGUUUCACCUGCAACCCAGGGUCUGCCAUCCGAUGCGCCAGAAGAUGUGACGGCCAGACAGAGUGCGACUCCGGCGAAGACGAAGACAAUUGCGAAGAGUGCAACCACGAGUGCAAUGGCAGAUGCCUGGAGGACGUGCUGAUCUGUAACGGAGUCAGCGACUGCCCCGAUGGCAGUGAUGAACUCGACUGCGACGGCUGCGACGGCCCCACCGACUUUAGGUGCCGAGAAACAGGAGAGUGUCUAAACAUCGCCCAACGCUGUAAUGGCGUGCCAGAAUGCUCCGACUACAGUGACGAGACGGGCUGCAAUGACACCAUCACUCCUGCACCACGUGGCUGUUUAGAAAAUCAGUUCCAAUGCCGUAAUGGUACUUGCAUUAACUACGAUUUCUACUGCGACGGCCAUGACGACUGUAACGAUAACUCUGACGAAGAAAAUUGCCAUGUGGUUCGUGACUGCAGCAGCGAGGAUUUCCAGUGUGUGUCUGGUCAAUGUAUCAAUGGUGCCGGCUACUGUGAUGGAGUGCCUCAGUGUGACGACGGGUCUGACGAAAACGGGUGCCCUACCACCAGGCCGUGGUACACCACCACACCCUACCAGCCCCCCUACCAGCCGUCCUACCCGCCCCCAACUGCUAGACCAACUAGGCCACCCUACGACUACUAUACCACCACUCCUUUCCCGACCUACCCAAGACCACCGCCUCCUCCGCCAGAUAACAGAGAUCGAUGCACCAGAAAUCAAUGGCGUUGCGAGAACGGACCGUGUAUCGACUCAUUCCGUCGAUGCGAUGGCCAUGUCGACUGUCCCUACGACAGCAGCGAUGAGUUCGAUUGUCCCCCUGGCAGUCCAGUUGCUUUAAAACUACAGACAUACCCGGAUGCUCAAUCGGUUAGAAACGGUGGCGAUGUGGUGUUCCAAUGUCGUGACGAGGGCCCCUUGCGAGCGCCAGUCCGCUGGGUCCGCGAAGGAGGACGACCCCUGAAACCUGGCUCCACCGACAGAAACGGACGCUUAGAAAUGAUCCAAGUGUCUAUGGCGGAUGGUGGAACUUACAUUUGUCAAGCACCCAGAUAUCUUGGCUAUCCUGGUUCUGAACUGAGAGUCCAACUUACUGUCGAUAGUAGUCCUCCCCCUGCCCAGUCUCCAUCCUUUGGCGCAUGCGCAGCCUGGCAAGCUACUUGCGGUAACGGACAGUGCAUCGCAAAAUCAGCUGUAUGUGACGGCAAUAGGGACUGCUCUGACGGAUCUGACGAGGACAACUGCAAUCAAAACGGCAUGUGCGAGCCAAAUCAGUUCCAAUGCGCGAAUCGCAAAUGUGUGCUGAAGACUUGGCUGUGUGAUUACGAAGACGACUGUGGCGACAACUCUGAUGAGAAGAACUGCGGACCCUCCGUCGUUGCUCCUGGCGAAUGUCUGCCUGUAGAGUUCAGAUGUAGCUCCGGUGGUCAAUGCGUGCCCAAGAGCUUCCACUGUGAUGGACAAAGCGACUGCUUGGAUGGAUCCGACGAAAUUGGCUGUGCACCGGUCCACGUAACAAAGCCUCCUCAACCAUCAAACCUGCGACUGAACCCCGGCGACACUCUCACCCUGGUCUGCGAAGCUGUUGGUGUCCCCACUCCUCUAAUAUCAUGGCGACUGAACUGGGGUCAUGUACCACAGAACUGCACAUCUACCAGCGACCGAGGAAUCGGAGUCCUCACCUGUUACAAUAUGCAGCCGGAGCACAGCGGAGCGUACUCUUGCGAGGCCAUCAACAAUAAGGGUACAACCUUCGCAUCGCCAGAUUCCAUCGUCUACGUCAACAAAACUGAUGUCUGUCCAAGCGGCUUCUUUAACAGCGAGGCGCGAUCAGAGAGUGAAUGCAUCCGUUGCUUCUGCUUCGGCGAGUCGACGCAGUGCCGCAGCGCGGAUCUCUUCACGUACAACAUGCCCACCCCUCUUGGAGAAGGUGGCACCAGGCUUACCGGCAUCAAACAGAACUACAACGGAGAAAUCCAGAUCGAUUCGCAACCCGUUACUGACCAGUACUAUUAUCAACCGCUCAGGAACGGCGCCACCGUAACAAAACUAGCGAACUAUUGGUCGUAUGGAGGAAACAGUGCGCACCCGUACCUCUCUCUCCCGGAGACUUACAACGGCAAUCAACUGACGUCAUACGGCGGUCACAUUAAGUACCGUCUCUCUCCCCAUUCACCACGAUAUGGAUCUGAUGAUGGACUCCCUGAUAUCAUCAUUAAGGGCAAGUACCAAAACUUGGUGCAUCAUCACAGAGGUGACAAAUCCAGAGAGACGUACAUUGAAGCUCGUUUGACCCCAGAAAACUGGCAGAAGACCAGCCCGAAUGGACUGACUCCGGCUACAAGAGAAGAUAUUAUGAUGGCACUUGACAACAUCGAGAGUAUCCUUCUACGAGCUGACUUGAACAACGCCGGAGUAAACAUCACGGACUUUAACAUGGAGUCUGCGCAGCACAUCAGCGUCGGUCUCGGUCCCGCCAACUUGGUUGAAGAGUGCACCUGCCCUCCUGGAUAUGAAGGACUUUCUUGCCAGAAAUGCGCAUCAGGAUACGCCCGCGAGAACUCUGGUCCUUGGCUGGGCAACUGCGUGCCAGUACCUCUGGAGUGCCCUGCUGGUACAUACGGAGACCCUGGCAGCGGCUACGGCUGCAGACCCUGCCCCUGCCCACUCACUAACCGGGAGAACAACUUCGCAAGGACCUGCUCUGUCGGGCCUCGAGGCAACGUUAUCUGCGACUGUAUGACUGGCUAUGGUGGUGAGAAUUGCGAGUACUGCGAGCCUGGUUACAUAGGCAACCCUAUGAUCCCUGGAGACUCGUGUCGGCCGCGCCCGCAGAGCAACUGCAACCCAGUGGGCACCCUCCUUUCCCCCAUACCAGACGAGUGCCAGUGCAAAGACAACGUCCAGGGACGCUACUGUGACCAGUGCAAGAACGACUCCUUCUACCUGUCUGAAGACUUUAGACACGGUUGCGCUCUGUGCUUCUGCUCUGGGGUCUCCCAGACCUGUAGGAGUAGCAGCCGCCGCAGGAAGACUACCACGGCCAGAUUCAACACCCCACAGAUCGUGGAACAGGUUCACAUCUACAACAGCGCCCCUACAACUCUCGGGGGGAACGUUAAGUACAACGCGCCGGUGCCAACCGACCUCAGACCGAACCUGCUCCGAGGGCAACUUACACUCUCCGACUACGAUCGAUCAAGACCCUCGAUUUACUACUGGAGUCUGCCAAUUAGCUUCGCGGGCGACAAAGUGACGUCAUACGGCGGAUAUCUGACCUACACUCUGACCAACGUACCUACGAGCAGCUCCACACCUCGGAACACCGCCGCGGACGUACAGCUCAUAAGUGAAAAUCGUCUGACCUUCCAUUACUUCGGAAACUUCGCGCCCUCCAACGACGGAACGUUGAACGCCAGCGUGCAGUUCCUCGAAAAAGGAUGGCAAAGGCCCGACGGCAAGGAGAUAUCUCGAGAGCAUUUCCUCCUAGCCUUAGCGGACGUGAAAGCCAUCCUGAUCAAGGCUACAUACUCCAGUUACUCCCAACUCGGUUCUUUGGAGAGUGCUUCCAUCGAUACUGCGGAGGAGACCGGCAAUGGCCCGCAGGCCCUACACGUUGAACAAUGUGUGUGUCCUGAAGGAUACGUCGGCACCUCUUGUGAGGACUGCGCUCCUGGUUUCACGAGGAGUUCCCGAGGCCUGUAUCUCGAACACUGUGGUCGCUGCGACUGCAACGACCAUUCGACCAGCUGCCACCCUGAAACCGGCGUUUGUUAUGACUGCAAAGACAACACCGCUGGUGACAACUGCGAGAGCUGCAGACCAGGAUAUCAGAAGGAUGCUUAUGGCAACUGUGUGCGUUCUUACGAGCCCACUCCUGGGCCUAACAGGCUUUGCAGUUGCGACGAGCGCGGCGAAGCAGGCCCAUGCGACUCUAGAGGCUUAUGUCAGUGUAAACAGAACGUUGAAGGAGAGCACUGCGAUGUCUGCAGACCUGGUACCUUCGGUCUGGACCGCGACGAACCGCUCGGGUGCCUUUCCUGCUACUGUUCAGGCGUCACUACUGACUGUCAUGAGGCCGGCCACUACUCAAGGAUCGAGAUGGCAGCUCCUAUCUUCGGCGACGACUACGGCGGCUACUCGCUCACUGACCUGAAUGGCGAGCAAGUCAUCGACGAUCAGUUCGUACCAGAUCCGAACGAGAGCGAACUCAUGUACACCUUCCCAUUCCCGCCCGACGGCGAGCUCUACUGGUCGCUGCCUGUCUUCCCUGGUAACAGGGUGCUGUCUUACGGUGGUACACUGUCGCUGACGCAGAAGUUUGAGAGUGGAGGCUACCUGGAAGUGUCGUCUCCUGGCACAGACGUGGUCCUUGUCGGAGACUCCGUGUCUAUCUACUGGAGCAACCCCACCGCCGUCAGAUCCGGGGAAGCCCUGAGCUACCAAGUUCCUCUGCGCGAGAGUGGGUGGUUCCUUCUGAACACGGCUACGCCAGCCAACAGGAACGACUUCAUGGCAGUAUUGAAGAAACUUCGAAGGGUGCUGGUGCGAGCCACUCUCACUCCCAACAUUCUUUCUACCGCCAUCGCCGACGUUUCCAUGGAUACUGCAGCUGAGAUCUACAACCCACAGUCGCCUGUCGCUAAAGGCGUUGAGAUCUGCAUGUGCCCACAAGGCUACUCGGGCACCAGUUGUGAGAGUUGCAUUCCCGGAUGGUACCGCGACCCAUACAACGCCUGCCGCCAAUGCAGCUGCAACGGACACGAGUGUCAACUGGACGCAUACGACAGAGUUGUAUGCAACUGCCGACCCCCGUACUCUGGCCCCGACUGCACCACUGUCGGUGGUGAUUCGAGCGUGAACAACGGAACAGCCAGGCCUCCACCUCCCGAGCCUACCAUCGUGGUGAGGAUUACCAGCCCGACCAUCAAGAUUGAGGAAGUCGGCAGCAGCGUCAACUUUACUUGCCAAGCCCAGAGCCGAAUGACUGCCAGCCGAUUACCCGUGCAAUGGACCAAGGACGGAGGAGAACUGCCCCAAGGAAGAAGUCAAGUGGACGCCAGAUCCGGCCUGCUCCUCAUCACGAACCUUCAGCUCUCCGACAGCGGCAAAUACAUCUGCCAGACAAGCGACGGCAUCUCCACGGCACAAGCCAUUGCCACUCUCAAAGUGCCAGGCAAUGAAAUGACCUUACCGAUGGUGCAACUGCGUCCGGCUACAAACGAGUACUACGAAGGCGAAAGAGUGGUCCUGGAGUGCGUUGCUACCGGCAACCCGGCACCAAGGAUCACUUGGCAGAGAGUUGGCAACUAUCCACUCCCGCGCAGCAUAGAUACCGUGCAAGGCAUGUUCAUUAUCGAAAGUGCCAUUGAGGAGGACUCUGGAGAAUACAGAUGUAUAGCAACGAACGCAGCUGGAUCGACGGACCGCGUGGCUAUCGUCACAGUGCGCCCGAAACCAUCAUGGCCGACCCGCGAUAAGCUGACUGUUUCACCAACUGCGCCUACCGUAUCUGAAGGACAAAGCACUAGAAUCAUCUGUACUGGAACUGCCACUAUCCCAGCCGAAUCUAUUGAUUGGGCCAGGGAAGACCGUAUGGAGUACCCGAACGUCCGCUCAGAAAAUGGAGUCCUGUUCAUAGACUAUGCUACGAUAGAGAACCAAGGAGUGUAUACUUGCCAGGCGGCGUCUCCAGACAUCGUUCCAGUAUCUGUGCUCCUGACUGUCAUUCCCUCCGGUACCCCAUCACCGUCAGAAACGUCCAACAUCACAGUGUCUAAGAACAGCGUGAGGAUACCUCAAGGAGGUAGCGAUACCGUGGACUGUUCGCCUCUCGGAUACCCUCAGCCGCUCAUUAAAUGGAAAAAGUACGAUGGUGAAUUCGGCCCUGGCACGAGCCAGCGAGACAACAGCCUAAUCAUCACCAACGCCCAGGAGAACGACGGAGGGUACUAUCUAUGUGAGGGCAAUGUUGUCGGUGAACCCACCAUCCAGAUCUACGUCUACGUUGAAAUUGAAAAGCGCGAGCGUCCCCGGGUGGAAAUCUGGCCACAAGGAGAGCAGGCUGUGCCCCUGGGCAGUCAGUUCGAGCUGCACUGCCGCGUGUUGGGAGGCGUGCCCGCGCCUGACGUUACAUGGGAUCGCAACGGCGGACGAGCACUAUCGCCUCACGUGCAGAUCCAGAAGCACAAUAUUCUCAGGUUCGAAAAGAUCGAGGUGAACGACGAAGGCGAGUAUACUUGCGUGGCCACCAACGUUGCUGGUACAAGCAGCGCCAGUGCUGUUCUGAAGGUGCGGUCUCCUCCUGAGAUCAUAAUCACACCAAACAGCUACCUCGUCGCCGGCCAGGGAGACCCUGUCACCGUCGAAUGUCGCGCCAGCGGAUACCCUGAACCUCUGGUGUCUAUUAAAACGAACCGAGACCUUCGCGAGGUGGUGCCACAGGCGCCUGGCAUUGCUGUCCUGCGCAUCCCCUCCGUGAGUGAGCGAGAUGACGGCGAGUACAUCUGCACGGCGACUUCAGCCGCUGGUACCAUUGACGAACAGUUCGUCAUUCGUGUCGGACGCGGCGACAUCCCCUUAGUCGAUGGAGGCGGCAGCGGUGAAGGAGAAUUCGAACCGAACUACAACCCAGAUAACAACGUUCCAGCAAGCAUGAUAGCCUUCGAAGGAGAGGACAGGAAGAUCGAGUGCAACGCAUCCGAAGGAUUCCACGUGGUGUGGCGCAGAACUGACAGGCCCUUGCAAAGCAACGCCGUCCAAAGAGGAGCAGCUUUGAUCAUACACCAGGCGUCAAAGAGCGAUUCCGGCCAGUACGAAUGUACAGUGAUCAACAGUUAUACCAACGAGGUACAGCAAGCAGCAUAUACUAGCCUUCAAGUGGUUGCCGCGCCAAGGAUUACCCUGCAACCGAAGACACAGACUGUACACCCGGGUCAGUCACCGACUGUGGAAUGCAUAGUCGACGGUGAUGACGUCAUCGAUGUCCAAUGGAGAGGCAACGGCAGACCUCCAUCCAGACGUGUGGAAAUGCGUGGCCCCAGCCUGGUCUUCCACCAGAUCGAAGUAGAGGAUGCAGGACAGUACGAAUGUUUCGCCAGGAGCCGGUAUGGCAACGCUUCUGCAGUAGCUGAGGUCAUCGUCAGCGAGGAAAGCGAUCGCGCGACAUCGGAGUCGCAUGAGAACGAGCAGUACGCCCACGUUGGGGCGUCAGUACAGUUGAGCUGCAACGUGACGCAGCCGGAUGUGAGCAUCCGCUGGACGAAGGACGGGCGCGAGGUGGCGCGCCAUCCUCACACCUCCGACGGCUCGCUCGCCAUCCGGCACGCGCAAAAGUCCGAUAGCGGCCUCUACGUCUGCAUUAUACAAGACAGAUACGGCAGGAAAACUAGCAAUUACAUCAACCUCCACAUCCAGGGACCCCGUGAAGAAGCUCCAGCGCUGAUUGCUAUCGACCAGCCUCGCAGGGCGUUCAGGGUUGGGGAGAACGUCGAAGUACUCUGCAGGGCAGGGUCCAGAGGCACCAAGGUUACCUGGGAACGAUUCGGCAACAAUCAACAACGCCAAUACGUUGAGACUAGAACGUACGGCGACGGCGCAUUGUUCGUGGUACUAGGAGUGCAAGAGUCGGAUGCUGGUGUCUACAGAUGUACUGGCCGCGACCCGUACGGACGCACCUCCUACGAAGACUUCAACCUCGAGGUCAUACCAGUAACGUUUGGCCCAUCGGAGAACAUCCCCGGACGCGAUGUAGUCCACACAGCCCGUCUUGGACAAUCCGUGGACAUGCCGUGCACCCAUAACCUUGACGAGCCCGUGGCCAUCGAAUGGAGACGAGAAUACUCACCGCUACCCACUGAAGUGCGCAAAGAUGAGCCAAUCAUUCACCUGGACCGAGUGACUGAAGCGGACGCAGGCACCUAUGUCUGCCGAGUCAGCAACAGCCGUGCAGCUAUCGAGACUCGCGCUAUUCUUCGAGUCCAGGGCGUGGUGCCACGCUUCGACGGAGACAGCUGGAUCUCUCUACCCACUCUGAAGGAUGCCUACCGACAAUUUGACAUCGAGAUCUCCUUUAAUCCUAGCGAUCCGAACGGUUUAAUCCUGUACAACAGUCAGAACCAAGGCCGGAGCGGGGACUAUGUGGCCCUCCAGCUCGUAGAUGGAGUGCCGGAGUUCUCCCUGGACGCCUCCACUGGCCCUGUGGUGGUCCGCGGCGACCGGCCUCUGCAGCUCAACACUUGGCACACCAUCAGGAUCAGCAAGACGAUUGCUAAAGUAACCAUGGAUGUGGACAACACCGGGCCAUUCCUAGCUGAAUCCCCUCGUCAAUGGGACAUUCUGGACCUCAACCAGCCGCUGUACAUCGGUGGUAUCCCUGACUUCUCUCAGCUACCUGAUGUCUUGGCCCGGGCUACUGGAUACAUGGGCUGCGUGAGCAUGUUGAUCCUGGGAAGAGAGGAGAAGAACAUAAUGGUGGACAGUCUUGAACAGCACAACGUGAAUGAGUGCGACACAUGUGCGCCCAACCUUUGUCUCAAUAACGGCGUGUGCCAGGAGGCGCGCAACGAGCGCGGGUACAUGUGCCUGUGCGCAGCAGGUUUCGCAGGGCUCAACUGCGACCGUACCGGGGAAGCAUGCCGGCCAGGAUUGUGCGGCCCGGGCAAAUGUACUGACACCGCCGACGGGUACAAAUGCGCCUGCCCCGUCACCUACACUGGCAGAAACUGCGACAUGAAACAAUCGAUCGAAUAUCCAGCGUUCACUGGAAGCGCGUACCUGGCCAUCAAGGCUCCACAGACGAACCGGUACUUCCAAAUGUCGAUGAAGGUCAAGCCUUCAGCUCCAGUGACAGACGGCAUCAUCAUGUACUGUGCUGAGUCUCCGCGAGGCUAUGGAGGGUUCACGUCUCUCGCUGUUCACGACGGAAAACUGGAGUUCCGAUACGACCUUGGAGAUGGUACCGCGCCGGUUGUGCUGACAGCUAACAGAACGUUGCCCGCGAACGAAUGGACCAACGUACACAUCGCCAGAAUUGGACCCCAAGUUUCCCUGAAGAUCAAUCUCAUCAACGUCUUCGAACAGAAACUGGAUUCGCCACAGAAUAACAUUCACUUGGAAACUCCAAUGUUCGUUGGUGGCGUGGAUGACUCCAUCGUGCUCAACAACAACACCGGCGUCGUCGGAGGCUUCAACGGAUGCAUCAAAGAUGUGAUGGUGAAGGGCGAAAACGUGGACAUCGUGAACUCUUCGAUCCAGUCUGCUAAUGUCCAGGAAUGCAGCAACUACGCUGAUCGCGGGGAUAUUCCUGAGUCUCCGUGCGACCAAUGCCGCAACGGUGGAUACUGUACGUCGCCUGAGGCGUCGGUGUGCACCUGCCCACCCGGGUACGGCGGUAUGUACUGCGAGAACCGGGUGCCCCAGCAGUCCCGGCGCCCGGCUGCGCGGGACCCAUGCGCGGCGCAACCGUGCCGUAACGGCGGCACGUGCAAGCUGGACCGUUCCACCGCCAUGAGUUACUCCUGCGAUUGCCCGCUCGGAUUCGCAGGCGUUAACUGUCAGAUGCCAUUGCAACUGCUGCAGAGCGUAGGCUUCAACGGCAACGGUUACCUCGAGCUGCCCUCAGAGAUGUUGCGCUAUGACCGUAUCGACGUCGAACCCGUCGAGUUCGCUCUGGCCUUCCACACCACAGAAGACGGCGUCCUCAUGUACCAGCGAGAAGCCAUCUCCACGCCCAACUACGGGGACUACAUACUCUUACGAGUUGAGCAAGGCCACCUGGUAUUGGACUGGGACCUGGGCAGCGGCCUGUCUACCAUCAUCGUCGACAACACCAUCGUCAACGACGGCGAACGACACACGGUGCACGUGAAACUGACUCGAGACAACACAGUGGUGAUGACUGUGGAUAGCUACUACACCAAGACUGGCAUGACCACGGGUCUGUCCAACCUCAUGAACGCUGAUUCCAACAUCUACUUCGGUGGUAUCCCCGAGCACUAUAACUUCCAGCGUCUGCCCGGCCUGACGGGUUGCAUAGAGCAGGUGGAGCUCACUGGUCUUCCGAGGAAUUUCAAACUCGGUGACGUAGCCGUCGCUGGUAGGAACACGCAGAUAUGCCGCGACAGUCGGUCUUACCACUGAAGUGAACCCGAGUUAGUUUACAACUGAAGUCAAUUCUACAACCAUCUGUUUCGUAUCUACACUUGCCUAUAUAUAUCAGGUAAUUCGUCAAUUUAACAUAUCUAUUCUAAAUCUAUUUUACGGUUGUUUGUAUUAAAGUUCAGUUAAACACUAUGUUCAUUGUUACUAAACCAUUUUAAUAGUGUACGUUAAGAUUUGGUAGAGAUUUAUCAAGAUGACUGUACUACUUUAAUGUUAGUAUUAAGAAACUUCACUAUUCAGGACAAUACUUGCUUAGUGCUUAGUUAUCGGAAACUAUUAAUUAUGUACUUUAAAUCAAAGUUUGAAUUCAAUUUUUUAUAUAAACAGUGCGGGGUAGAGCAAUGUGUUGGUGCCAUAAGAUUUGAAUAAAUCGUUAUUAUUAUAGUUAGGGACCUUUUUAAUUCUUACGGAAUCAUUUUUAGCUUUUUAUUCGCAAAGCUAAGUUGCUAUGUUAUGAACAGUGCUUGUACUGGAAGUGUGGGUACAGUGCGAUGACGUCACGGGCCUAGCCGCCGCUUACGCGUUAUUUUAUGUCUAAACUAACGUAUAAUGUGCCAAAACUUGUUAGCACCAAUAAAAUCCUUAUACCACUGCCACUAUGAUUUACAUUGUUAUUUUCCUAAUAAUUAUACCUAUCAAUUCAUCGCUUGUAGCAACGAAUUUUAUAUUUUAAGUACGUAGAACUAAGUUCAUAGUAUACAUAAACUGUACAACAAAAUUUUUUUGUUAAUCUCCGUUGGCAUUUAACUUAAUUUAACAGUAAAUUUUGUAUCGCCAGUGAUUGGUACACCCACGUCCAGUGUUUAGUAAAUUUAAGAAAGUUAUAACGAAGUUGUAUGUGCGUAAAGUCGGGGUUAAAAAGGCCACAUUGAAGCACAUAAAUUACAAAGAAGCAAUAUUAAUUACAUGUUUCUUACAUGGAUUGCUUCCAUGCGGCAUUUUUAGAUCCCUGUCUGUUAUAUUUAGUGUAACUAAGUACUGUGACAUAUACUUACUCUAUUUUAAACUUAAGUAAUGACUCUAAAGUACUGAUAAAAUUGUAUAAUGUACUGUUUGUGUUGUUCUAUAUAAUAUGAUGUGAUCAACAGCAGCUGGAAUUUGAACAAAACGCUACUAACAUUAAGAAAUAAACAUAAUUACGAAUA
Molecule: messenger RNA, 13260 nt
Organism: Pectinophora gossypiella (pink bollworm)
Lineage: Eukaryota; Metazoa; Arthropoda; Insecta; Lepidoptera; Gelechiidae
Product: basement membrane-specific heparan sulfate proteoglycan core protein-like
Exons: 76
Coding region: 86-12094 (4002 amino acids)
Cellular component (GO): plasma membrane
Molecular function (GO): calcium ion binding; protein binding
Source: RefSeq, a predicted model, not a curated record